This is a messenger RNA of Cygnus olor (mute swan), 1234 nucleotides long. RefSeq names its product coenzyme Q3, methyltransferase (gene COQ3). Lineage: Eukaryota; Metazoa; Chordata; Aves; Anseriformes; Anatidae. The record is from RefSeq and is a predicted model, not a curated record. Gene Ontology annotation, biological process: ubiquinone biosynthetic process. Gene Ontology annotation, molecular function: 2-methoxy-6-polyprenyl-1,4-benzoquinol methyltransferase activity. The coding region runs from base 36 to 1148 and encodes 370 amino acids. The transcript is spliced from 7 exons.
GGCCCUGGCGCGGUGCUCGGGCGGCGGCGGCGGCGAUGUGGGGCGGCACCGGGGCCGUGUGGGGAAGCGGAGGGGCCAUAUGGGGCAGCCCCGGGGCCGUACGGGGCGGCAGCGGCCCGCUCCGAGCCAUCGCCCGCGCCCUGAGGGGCCGGCGGGCGGCGGCCGCGGGCGGUGGCCAUGGUGAGCUGUCUUUUCGGACAGGCCCAAGGGCUACUCUGCAGAAGUAUAGUCGCAAAGUACAGCUGGAAUCCAGUAACGCUCCGCCCGUCUCUGUGACUGAAGUAAAAAGGAGCAUGCUCACCACGAAGAGACUUUUCAGCACCUCACACUCAUCAGUGGAUCCAAAGGAGAUGAAAAAAUUCCAGCUCCUCGCACAGAAGUGGUGGGAUGAAGAAGGAGACUAUUCAGCCCUUCAUUCUAUGAAUGACAUUAGAGUGCCAUUUAUUAGAGAUACUCUGUUGAACAUGAGUAGCAGUUAUCAUAUGGGAAGCCCGCUUUCUGGAAUAAAGAUUUUGGAUGUUGGCUGUGGUGGUGGACUGCUAAGUGAGCCUCUAGGUAGACUGGGAGCUUCAGUUACCGGAAUUGAUCCUCUGGAGGACAACAUUAGAACAGCAGAUCGGCACAAGUCAUUUGAUCCAGUUCUGGCCAAGAGAAUACAGUACAAAGCCAGUUCACUGGAGGAGAUUGUGGAAGAGUCUAUGGAAACGUUUGAUGUAAUUGUAGCUUCAGAAGUAGUGGAGCAUGUGGCUGACCUUGAAAUGUUUAUCAAGUGUUGCUCCCAGGUGUUAAAGCCCGAAGGUUCUUUAUUCAUUACUACAAUCAAUAAAACACAGUUGUCCUAUAUCCUGGGAAUUGUGGUCGCAGAGAAAAUAGUAGGCAUCGUACCAGAAGGAACGCACGACUGGGAGAAGUUUGUUCCGCCUGAAGAGCUGCAACGCCUGCUGGAAUCGCAUGGCUUCUCAGUUCAGGCUGUGAACGGGAUGUUGUACAACCCCCUCACGAGGUCGUGGAGCUGGAUGGAAAGCACGAGCAUUAACUAUGCGAUGCACGCCGUGAAAUCUGGUGCUGAGGGACGGUCAAGCCCAACAGAGUCUCUGUCAGAGAUGGAAAGCGAGCAGCGCUCAGCCACAGCUGGCACCAGCGUGUGACCGUCUGAGAUGCGUGCUGAUGGACUGCCCCAGGAACAGAAAAGGUUUUACACAGAUGGACAUAAUAAAGCCUUUUGUAACAACGA